AUGGCCCCCGCAGCAUCAUCCGGCGGCAAGAAGCAAAAGAAGAAGUGGUCCAAGGGAAAGGUCAAGGAUAAGGCCAACCACGCCGUCGUGCUCGACAAGGCCACCUCAGACAAACUCAACAAGGAUGUUCAAUCAUACCGGCUCAUCACCGUGGCCGUCCUGGUCGACAGACUCAAGAUCAAUGGCUCAUUGGCACGAAAGGCGCUCGCAGAUCUCGAAGACAGAGGAGUGAUCAGAAAGGUUGUUGCGCACAGCAGAGGGAGCAUCUAUACAAGAGCCGCUGCUGGUGGCGACUAG
Molecule: messenger RNA, 297 nt
Organism: Cladophialophora yegresii CBS 114405
Lineage: Eukaryota; Fungi; Ascomycota; Eurotiomycetes; Chaetothyriales; Herpotrichiellaceae
Product: S25 ribosomal protein
Exons: 3
Coding region: 1-297 (98 amino acids)
Cellular component (GO): cytosolic small ribosomal subunit
Molecular function (GO): structural constituent of ribosome
Source: RefSeq, a predicted model, not a curated record